Molecule: messenger RNA, 3272 nt
Organism: Empidonax traillii (willow flycatcher)
Lineage: Eukaryota; Metazoa; Chordata; Aves; Passeriformes; Tyrannidae
Gene: STAT1
Product: signal transducer and activator of transcription 1
Exons: 24
Coding region: 359-2629 (756 amino acids)
Biological process (GO): regulation of transcription by RNA polymerase II; response to peptide hormone; type I interferon-mediated signaling pathway
Molecular function (GO): DNA-binding transcription factor activity, RNA polymerase II-specific; RNA polymerase II cis-regulatory region sequence-specific DNA binding
Source: RefSeq, a predicted model, not a curated record
UGCCUUUGGCUCGACCACCGAGCUUGGCGCGUCGGUGCCUUCCCUCCCGUGGCAGCGGGAGCCGUCUCCUAACGGUGUUCCUUCCUGGCAGGGGACACACCUGUCAGGGCAUCCACCCGCCUCCCGGGCGGCAGCGCUGCGCUUCCAUCACCGCGUGCAUCUGGCUCCCACAUCCUGCUCCCUGAACGCCUUUUGGCUCCUUCCUGACAGCUGCACCUGCUCCGGCGCGUCUCCAGACUCCUAACGCCGCCUGCUCGGGAGCCCCCCAGGAGCGCUCCCCGUGCCCGGGUCGCUGCUCUGUCCCUGUUCCUGCUCUUCCUGCCGUGGCCGCAUCGCCGGGCAGCCUCUGCCCAACAGGAUGACGACUCAGUGGUAUCAGCUACAGCAGCUUGAUUCCAAGUUUUUGGAGCAAGUUCACCAGCUAUACGAUGACAGCUUUCCCAUGGAGAUCAGGCAGUACCUGGCACAGUGGCUGGAGAACCAGGACUGGGAACAUGCUGCCAACAACGUAUCUUUUGCUACGGUGUUGUUCCAUGACCUGUUGUCACAGCUUGAUGACCAGUUCAGUAGAUUCUUGAUAGAAAACAACUUUUUGCUGCAACACAACAUAAGGAAAAGCAAACGUAAUCUUCAGGAUAACUUCCAAGAAGACCCAAUGCAUAUGGCAAUGAUCAUCCAGCACUGUCUGAGAGAAGAGAGGAAAAUACUCAACAGUGCCCAGCUGUCAAAUGAGAUGGAAGUAGGGGGCAUACAGAACACUGUGAUUGGGAUGCUGGACAAACAGAAGGCACUUGAUACCCAAGUUAAGGCUGUGAAAACCAGUGUUUUAGAUGUGGAGCAGGACAUCAAGACAUUAGAGGAUAUGCAAGAUGAAUAUGACUUUAAAUGUAAAACCUGGCAGAACAGAGAACACGACUCCAAUGGAGUGUCUCAGGAGGAGUAUAAGAAAGAACAGCUGAAUCUCCAGAAGAUGUUUUUAUUACUUGACCGCAAAAGAAAGGAAGUGGUGAACAAGAUAGUACAGCUGCUGCACAACACAGAGCACGCACAGACUGCUCUUAUUGAUGAGGAGCUGGUGGAGUGGAAGCACAGGCAACAGACAGCAUGUAUUGGUGGCCCACCCAACGCCUGUCUUGACCAGUUACAGAACUGGUUUACCAUCGUUGCUGAAAGUCUACAACAAGUUCGUCAGCAGCUCAAAAAGCUUGAGGAACUGGAACAGAAGUUUACCUAUGAGUCUGAUCCCAUCACAAAAAAUAAACAAGUUCUGCAAGACCGAACACACAAUCUCUUCAAACAGCUCAUCCAAAGCUCCUUUGUGGUUGAGAGGCAGCCUUGCAUGCCAACACAUCCCCAGAGACCACUAGUCCUGAAGACAGGAGUACAGUUUACUGUAAAGCUGAGACUGCUGGUGAAAUUGCCAGAAUUGAACUACAACUUGAAAGUGAAAGUUUUAUUUGAUAAAGAUGUAACUGAGAAGAACUCAGUGAAAGGGUUCAGGAAGUUUAAUAUUUUGGGAACAAGCACAAAAGUAAUGAACAUGGAAGAAUCCACUAAUGGAAGUCUAGCAGCAGAAUUCAGACACUUGCAACUGAAAGAACAGAAAAAUGCAGGAACCAGAACAAAUGAGGGUCCUCUCAUUGUAACAGAAGAGCUUCACUCUCUGAGUUUUGAGACACAGCUGUGCCAGCCUGGCUUGGUAAUAGACCUAGAGACCACAUCCCUUCCCAUUGUAGUGAUCUCAAACGUGAGCCAGCUUCCCAGUGGAUGGGCUUCUAUCCUGUGGUUCAACAUGCUGUCUACUGAUCCCAAGAACUUGUCCUUCUUCCUGAGUCCACCUUGUGCAAAGUGGUCUAAACUUUCUGAAGUUCUGAGCUGGCAGUUUUCUUCUGUAACAAAGAGAGGACUUAAUGCAGAUCAGCUGAGCAUGCUGGGAGAGAAGCUCCUUGGGCAAACAAGCGGAGGAUCUCACGAUGGCCUUAUUCCUUGGACAAGAUUCUGCAAGGAAAAUAUAAAUGAUAAAAACUUCCCCUUUUGGCUGUGGAUUGAGGGAAUCCUGGAGCUUAUUAAGAAACAUCUGCUGUGUCUCUGGAAUGAUGGCUGCAUUAUGGGUUUCAUCAGCAAAGAGAGAGAACGUGCUUUAUUGAAGGACCAGAAUCCAGGAACGUUUUUACUAAGAUUCAGUGAAAGUAGCAGAGAGGGAGCAAUCACGUUUACUUGGGUAGAGGGAUCUCAAAAUGAGCUCCAGUUCCAUUCUGUAGAACCCUACACCAAGAAGGAGCUCUCUGCUGUGACUUUCCCUGACAUCAUCCGCAACUACAAAGUGAUGGCAGCUGAAAACAUUCCUGAAAAUCCACUGAGAUUUCUGUACCCAGAUAUACCCAAAGACAAUGCCUUUGGCAAAUACUACUCCAGGCCUAAGGAGGCACCAGAGCCAAUGGAUUUGGAUGGUCCCAAGGGAAACGGCUACAUCAAGACUGAGUUAAUCUCUGUGUCUGAAGUCCACCCCUCCAGGCUUCAGUCUCCAGAAAACCUGCUCCCCAUGUCCCCUGAGGAGUUUGAUGAGGUAUCUCGGAUGGUGGGCCCGGCAGAGAUUGAUACUGUGAUGUGUACACAUAUUCAGCUCUGAGCUUUGGCUGAACUUUUUACUGUGUCAUAACGCGGCUGAUUCGCUUACGUGUCCUGCACUGCAGUCCAUGCCUUGGUGACACACUUCACUGCCGUUCUUUGGUUUCUCAACAUGAAGGUCCAGUAGCAAUUUUUAGCUAAUGGAAGUAUCAACAAUAGCAGUCUCAGCAGCCUCCUCAUGUGCACUUCUUUGUUUAGUUAGCAAAAUACCGUGCCACAGUGGAGGAAGAGAGGAGGAUAGGAAUGUGAGGUCCUCAGCGAGAACUGAUGGGACAAACACGCGCUCAUGUUUAAGGGAAUUAGUUAAAUGUAAUGUUUAAAACGGUUGGCUGUACACAGAAGGCUUCCAAGGAAAGCUGGUUCUUCUGCAGAGGUUCUGCUCAGAAAGCUUGUGCCUUCUGUGUAACUACUUCUGCAGAACUUCCAUAGCUUUGGAUUUUCAUCUGCGCCACAGAAAGGAAAAGGGAAACACUCUACAGAUACAUGCCACGCCAAAUGCAUGUGCUGCUGAAGUUUGCUGUGGUUUUAGCUUUUCUAGGCAUGGCAUAUUCAGAGAGCAAAAAAUGUUACCUGCAUUUAAUUUUUUUGUUGUUGUUUUUGUAAGGCAUAACCUCGUGUAGGAUGGUUAGCACAAUCUUUCACAU